Messenger RNA from Fusarium vanettenii 77-13-4, 972 nucleotides. RefSeq lists its product as uncharacterized. The record is from RefSeq and is a predicted model, not a curated record. The transcript has a single exon. Bases 1 to 972 code for a protein of 323 amino acids. Lineage: Eukaryota; Fungi; Ascomycota; Sordariomycetes; Hypocreales; Nectriaceae.
AUGCCUAGUGUCAUCCAUAUGACUCGCCGGCGCCUCCGUCUCGGGGCACGCCAAGGGCCCUACAAGACCAGAAAGGAAAUUCUGCAUCAGCUUCGUGGUAUUAAAGAAAAGAGUCAUCGAGUGGCAGUUCUCGAAUGUUUUUCUCGAAAACCAUCGCGCUUCAGAUUACGGGCUGGAGAACAAAACCCCGUGUCUUGGUCAUUUGGCCAAACACUACAGUCAAGAGGCUGGGCUGUUCGACAUAUUCUUGACUAUCACAACAAAUCCACCGCCAUAUAUCUCUUGGAUCCCCAACGACAAGGAUCAGAUCUUCUCAACGGCAUAUGGAAGUUUGUGGAUAUAUGGCUGUACCGCCAGUGGUUCAAACCAUACGAGACUGACAUCGAAUACGGCCGCUAUGUGGGCAAAAGUAUAUCCCUAGGGUGGGAUACGGAUACAGCCAGGCCAACACUGACGGAUAUCGCUGGAUUCCAUACAAAUCUCUGUCAAGACCUAUCGGCCGACAUCUUCAGCCGGCUCCCAGACGAUCUGCUAGAGGUUAGGGGUUUAUCAUCUCCCACAAAUGCCUCAGAGAAGUGGCAAGACGGGAAAGGCGAUCGGCUUGUGGCGUUGAGCCGGAGGUAUAUCUUACAACCUCUCUUCAAGGCCGUCUUCAUCGUCUUGGACCAAACAAUGGGGCCCACAGAAGGGCCUUUGACACCGAACGACAUUGGGGAUAUCCCCGUUUCUUUAGUGCGCACCGGAUGCACUGAGGGCUUGAGCAGCCCUAUUUCUUUUGACGCCAUACACCAUGACCAACGUGUCUUUCUGGGGUUCGGAAAUUCAGAUGGCACUAUCGAUAGUGUGCAAACAACCUUGAAGGCCGCAAUACAGUUUAUCAUCGGCUUGGAGAACCGAGAGAUGGCAGCCUUUGGGAUGCGGCCGAGUCCAUACCUCUUGGACGACUCCGUUGAUUUCGAGAAGGAGGCUUGA